Molecule: messenger RNA, 1285 nt
Organism: Durusdinium trenchii
Lineage: Eukaryota; Dinophyceae; Suessiales; Symbiodiniaceae
Source: the annotation of a GenBank genome assembly
GGCUCCAGCAUUCACGGAGUCAACGGCCCGGGAGUCCAACCGGACCGCCAACCGCCGACGCGGACGCGGACGCGAACGUGACCGACGCAAGCGAUGCGGUCGAGCCGUGUUCUUGCAAGCGUGGUGGCUUUGGCCGUUGCUGCAGUUCUGCUGCUAGCGCCCUCCAUGGCCUUCAGCGCCAGCCCACCACCAGCUUUAGCACCGGCAUCGGCCACCGCCCAGCGGGGCUCGCGGAGCUUCCAGGAGCCGCAGGUGGAAGUGCUCCCAUCGACCUUCUCGUGUGGUUUAAUGGCCUUUUGUGUGAUCUCAGCCUGGUCAAAUGCUCGGGGCAAGAAUCAGAAGGUUGCACGAGCAGCUUCUUUGUUGGACGAUAUGGAAAGCAUGAAGCAGGAGGAAGAAGAAGAAGAACAGCUGAGGAAAGGUGGCGAGGCACGCUCCACUGGUAAGGGCAACAGGGAGGAGAUCAAGGAUUAUAUGGAUCAUAGCUUUGAAGAGGCCGAUUUGGAAGAACUGGCCAAAGAGGUUGAGAAGGAGGAGAUGAAGGAUACCUCUGCUCGUCAAGUCAAAUAUGACCUCUUCCCCUCCAAGCAGUACGUGUUUUACUUGGCCAAGAAGAAUGCCAUUAAGACCUGGCGCAGUGGACCAGAAGGACGGAACGGUGGCUCGUUAGAGGUUCAGAUUGCGGUCGCCACAGAGAAGAUUCGGAACAUGAUUCUGCACAUGCGUCAGUUCAAGCGUGACUACAAAUGCCGCCUGAAGCUGGUGAGCUUGGUGUGUGCGCGCCGGCGCAUGUUGGACAAGUUGUCGGUGUCCAACUUGGAGUCCUACAUGAAGAUCCGUGAGGAGCUGAAGAUCCGCCACGUGUACCGCAUCGAAGCCCUCCGGAUGCGCUUGAACUCCUACAUCUACGCCGUGCGAGACCGCCCCCCCCGGCCGGGCCGUAAGACCUUGAACCGCCUCAAGAAGGCCAAGCAGCGCAUGAGCCGACGCCUGGCCACCCAACUGCGCCAGGGUCGUGAACCGAAGGUGAUCCAUCGCACUCAGAAGAAAUUGAACUUCCGCCGCUGGCUGGCCCGCCCCUAUGACGAGGUGAAAGCCUGGGAGAAGAACAACGAAGUGGGCACCUACGUGGACCCUCUCAACUUGCCCUAAAGUGAGCGACUCGAGGUGACGAGCCUCGUCACCCCACCGGUUCGUGCCUGGAAAGGCCUCAAAAACUCAGUGCCGACGGAAUAGGGUGCCCCAGCGGGAGGAAAAGAACACGAGGGUGCUUAUAGAAGGCAUC